Didymodactylos carnosus is the source of this 707-nucleotide messenger RNA. The record is from the annotation of a GenBank genome assembly. Lineage: Eukaryota; Metazoa; Rotifera; Eurotatoria; Philodinida; Philodinidae.
AUGACACAAAAAUAUACAGUCACGAUCAAUGAUCCCACACUUGAUAUGUACAAGAAUCUCAGUGAAAAAUAUGCUACUACGUUAACGUGUCCAUGUUCAAAAAUUUCCAUCGACUAUAAUGACUUUAUAUGGAUAAAUUCAAUUCGAUUUCAUCAAGCAUGUACUAGCGGUGUAAUUGUACCGAUAAUGACUGAUUAUCUUUUUAAAAAUAAUGAAAUCCUAUUAGGUACGCAGUUUAAAUUGUUUGGUGAAUUUUGUCGAUUAGCAAAACAAACAAUCGAUGAUGAGUUGGUAUUAUUCAAUUCGACAAAAUUUAUAACAUCCAAUACAUUGUCAGAAGUUAUGUUAAAUAUUCAAGCUCAAUCUAUUAUAAAUUUCUUUUUAGAUACUACAACGAGUACAUUUGCACGUUCAUUGAAUUUGAUUCGUUCAAUGACACAUGGUAGUCAACUUCUAUCUGGUCUAUUUACAAAUUAUAUCGUCUCUCCCUGGACUACAAUGACUUUUACAUUUAGUACGGAUUACGGUAACUGUCACUGUAAUUUAGAUGCAACUUGCUCUGAAGUUUACGAUAGCUUUACCAGAACAGAUGAUAAUCAAUAUAUUCCGACGAUUUAUUUGCUAGGAACAGUAAAGGGUUGCUUUGUGGUUGAAGCAUUACUAGCGUCAACAUUCGAAUGUUUCUAUGAUCAAACAUGUUUACAAAC